Messenger RNA from Eurytemora carolleeae, 988 nucleotides. RefSeq lists its product as uncharacterized. The coding region runs from base 23 to 988 and encodes 321 amino acids. Gene Ontology annotation, molecular function: protein binding. The transcript has 7 exons. The record is from RefSeq and is a predicted model, not a curated record. Lineage: Eukaryota; Metazoa; Arthropoda; Copepoda; Calanoida; Temoridae.
AGCACUGACAGUAGCAUGUGUGAUGUUAUUGUGUAAACGUUAUAAAAUGUGGUUCUGCAAGAAAGUAUGGAAAAAAGAAAACUUGUUAGGACUAACUUUGUUUAUAUGCCUUCUAGCUGUUGUAGGCUCUAAAAGCAAUAAUUCAGCUGACAUCAGAACGAUUGUUGUUGAUAAAGGAAAAAAUAUUACCAUAUCCUGUGGACCCGAGAUAGAACCAAGAACUCUGGCCUCCGACUCAUCGGAGGGUAAUGAAACCAUAUCAGAUCUAGGGAUUUCGGAGGAUAAUCCGGAGGAUGGAGAAUGGAUUUUACCCGGCCGAGCUAACCUAUCCGGAUCACUCAUAAAAAAUCAUCUAGGAGAUUUAGUUUUGGUAAAGGCUCAGCCUGAGGCAGAAGGAGUUUACACUUGUUAUCAGAGUGGUAGACAGUACCAAGUUGAGGUGAAAGUUCGGAAACCCCCGGGACGAGUAUUAAAUCUUCAAACUUACUCCCACCCUGUAUAUGCUACAGUUUCCUGGUCAGUUCACCAGGUUGGAAUUCAAGAGAGUGCUCGGGGAUUUCUUUGCCUUUAUAGAAAUGAUACGUCUCAAUAUACACAGGUUGAUGAGGAGGAUUUAUCAUUUCUAAAUUCUACAGUAGAGCUAGGACCUAACUCUAGAACUUGUGAUCUAUACAAUCUUACUCCAAACCAUACUUACUUUGUCAAGGUGGCUGGAUAUAACAGUGCAGGAGUUGGAGAAUUUGUCUCUACUAUUCUUCAUACACCUUCUCCUCCUCAUACAUUGCAUUCUGUCAGGUUAGUUGUCUCUACUAUUCUUCAUACACCUUCCCCUCCAUAUACAUUGCAUUCCGUCAGGUUAGUUGUCUCUACUAUUCUUCAUACACCUUCCUCUUCACAUUUAUUGCAUUCUGCCAGGUUAGUUGUUUCUACUAUUCUUCAUACACCUUCCCCUUCACAUACAUUGCAUUCUGCCAGGUUAGUUGUCUAA